AAGGACCUGUUGCUGACUAAACCAGCCAAAAUAGGUAUGUUUUUUAUUUGCACAAAAACGGCAUAUUUACACAUUUUAUAUUAGAGUAAUUAGGUGGGAUGAUCAUAUGUUAUUGAAUAUAAAAAAAACAUCGGAAAAUUAUGUUCACGUAACAUUUAAAUGAAAGGAAAAAUUGGAUUUAAAAUUUGUAUUAAUUUUAGAACAAUAUGUUCAAUCAUGAGUAUAAGAUAUUGCCAUUUGGUGUAUUCAUUCUAAUAUGUCACUUCUGGAAUGAGCCUCUCGUUUGUCAAUUGUUUUAAUUAGAAGGAAAAUAGUAUAUAUUUUUGAAUCUCUCGGAAUUCAGUUGAGAUUGUGACUCUUAUUAUUAGCUCUAUUUGUGUUGAUUAACAAAGAACAAGAAAAAUCUAAUUACAUAUAUGAGAAGAUAAAGUUAUGUCUUCUCCUCAAUACAAAAGAAUGCAUUUACAUACUUGAAUAAGAAAUGAAUUUUAAAUAAGACAAACAGUUUUACGUACACACAUGACUUGAACAUACCGUUACAUGUUCAUACAAAUAACAAGUUAACAACUCCCAAUGGUUGGUCACAUACCGAUCUAGUUGUGACCUAGGGUUUGGGACAUCUAGGUCGGCCACUUCUUUGACCUCCACGCGGUGACUUGCUGGGCUUCACACUACGUUUGAUCUCGUUUAUAACCUUUUGAUCCCAAACCCAUUUCCUAUUUCUUUUCCAAACAAAACAAAAUCAAACUUAGAAUACUAAUUUCUAUGGAAAAAAAAGAAACAGAAAAUCGAAUAGCGAGACGAAAGAAAAAGUUUAUCAUGAUUAGAAACUUACUUGUAUUGAGAGAUUUGUAAUUGAAUGGUAAUCGAGCCGAGACUGUGUUUGAUGAUGCCAAUAACAACAGAAACAUCAAAGUUACUAAACGAGCCACGUACAUUUUUUUUCUUGCUUGGUGUAUUUUGCUGGUCUAUAUCCUUUAAGUUAUACAAAUUGUGUAAGCUCUAAAGUCGUAUAUUUAUAUGUAGAGAACAUGAAAUAAGGUUACGUAGGUUACUUCGUUAAUUUUGAAUUCAGACUAAGACUAAGGAGACAAUAUUGAUUUUGACUUAGUAAAUUCAUUAUAUCAGUUGAUUUAUAUACUUGUUUGUAGAAUUUGUUAUUUUGACUCUUGAAUUACUUGUAUGAAUCUGAAAUUGGUCCAUUUUCGUAUUUUUCUCCUCUAGAAAAUAUACAUCGUGUGGCGAACAAGUGGAAGUAGAAAAAGACCAUGACCACCAACAAAAAGUUUUACGAGAGGAAAAUAAAACAUGCUUCUGUUGUUAUAUAUCCUCAUAACCACAGACGUCAUGUUAUGGUCCAAAACGUUUGUAGUUUGCACCUAAAUUUUAUUUUUAUUUAAACUAAUAAAGUUUUCACAAGUAUCAAUUUCAUAUUCCACGCUUUGCUUUGGCUCAGGAGCCAACUAACAUUUUCAAAUAUCAAACACAACACUGUGCCGAGUACACAGUACCGUGCGAGGGUUUCUGUAGACCCAAAGCGAGUUUUAAAACUGAUAUAGAAAACUGAAACAAAAGCAUAUAAUAUAACAUUAUAUAUUAUUACCAACUAAAGAAGAGAAGAAAGAAAUAUCACUGCCUAAGAAAACAUGAUGGUGUGGUGACAUUGAAAGUAAACGAAACAACGAACACCAUAAAUAAAAAAGAUUUAUUUUUCGUUUGUGAUUUAUUUUUGGUUUAGAUUAUCGAUUGACUUUCUAUAAGAAUUCUCGUCAAAACAAAAAUAAAAUAAAGACAUAAGUAAGAAAGAAAGGACUCGAACGUCGGACCCUAAAAAUCGGUUGUGUAACAACAAAACCACUAGGACACCCCAGCACACUUUGGUAAAAUUGAGGGUCCUUAAAAUCAUAAUAUAUUUUGGGGCCUAAAACAAAUGUCUUUUUUAAAUGUAUAGCAGGCACGCCUCCGCGAGUACAAUAUGAUUCUCGAGAGCCAAGUAAAAUUUUCCGAGUACAAUAUCCAAAUCGAUAUAAACACAUACUCAUUUUACCAAAGUGAGAUCAUAAAAAAGUUAUGUCAAUAUCCAAAUUGUUUCAACUGUCAUAUGAUUACUGAUGAUAUAUUUGUGUGUACACAUAUAUAUAUAUAUAAUCAACCAUUGCUUUUCCUGUAAGUUGACAGUACUCCCAUAUUUUACUGUCGCCUCCCCAUUACAAGAAGCCUUCCAUCACAAGCACUCUUCUCUCCAUUGCACGAAACAUCUUUAUUUUGCCUUCUUUUUCUUUACUAAAGAAAAAGUAAUAUAUUCUGUUAUUUCUAGUUUGAUCGUCAUAAAAAAUCAAUUGCAAAUAUUAUAAUUUCCUUUUCUGUUUUACUUCAACUACACACCUAACAUUUUCUUAUAAUCCAAAUAGAAUCCAUCCAUACAUGUGCCUACUUUAUCGAUACAUACCUUUGUCUUAUUUAUGGACUGAGAACCAAACAGUGAGAAUAACAUACUAGCUACAUAUUUCAAAUAUACCAAACUCAAGAAAAUUAUUAAUUACCAAUUGAAAAGAAACAUCUUAACCUACUAGAGCUUUAGCCCCACUUGGUAUUCAUUUUUCCCUCAGUACAUUUCCCUUUCUAUUAACCAAGUUAGUGUAAUUCAUAUAAAAAUUAGUUUGUUUGAUCUCUAAGACUCUGAGUUAGUGUAAAAUACAUGUUUGAUCAGUAAUGUCUGUUGGCCAUGAGGUUUUUUUUGGUCUUUUGACAUUCUUAACACCAUUAGCAAGCUAAAGAAAUAGAAGCACCAUAUUAAUGAGUUCUGAUAGGUUCUUAACACAAAGUCUUUGGUUAUAUAACAAGUCAUCUUCUUUACCCAAAGGGAGAGAGAAAAUAUUUUGGAGGAACAAUGGCAACAACAAGACAGAUCUUGCAACAGCCACAAUCGCCAUUUAUUCAACGCAUCAAGAGCUCGGGGACCAUAAGCAUCAAUGGAAGCCCUAUGAAUGAUGACAAAGAAGAGGAUUUUUCACGCUCUUCUUUGGCUUUGUUUAAGGCAAAAGAAGAUGAAAUUGAGAGGAGGAAGAUGGAGGUUAGGGAUAGAGUCCAGACAAAGCUUGGACUCGCUGAGGAAGCUACUAGGAGAUUAGCCGAGAUCCGGGAAGAGCUGGAAUCUCUAACCGAUCCAAUGCGGAAGGAGAUUUCCGCGAUAAGGAAAAGAGUUGAUGCUAUUAACCGGGAACUCAAGCCUUUAGGACAGAGCUGUCAGAAAAAGGAGAAGGAAUUCAAAGAAGCACUUGAAGCUUACAAUGAAAAGAACAAAGAGAAAGCUAUGUUUGUUAGCAAAUUAGUUGAGCUUGUUACAGAAAGCGAGAAACUGCGAAUGACAAAGCUUGAGAAACUCAGCAAAAUCAUUGACAUUUCGUUACACUAACACCAACGAUGGUGAUAAUCAAAAGUUGCAAAAUCAGCCAGCUUUGCUUCUUUAUUCUGCACUUUUCUAAUAGUUUUGCUUGUCUUUGUGAUCAAGUCUUAUUUCCUGAUUUAGCAGAGAAGUAUAUUCAAAUAUUGUAAGUCUGCAGCGUCAGUAAUAUAAUAUACUAGUGAUAACUU
Molecule: messenger RNA, 3594 nt
Organism: Brassica rapa (field mustard)
Lineage: Eukaryota; Viridiplantae; Streptophyta; Magnoliopsida; Brassicales; Brassicaceae
Source: RefSeq, a predicted model, not a curated record